Messenger RNA from Cavia porcellus (domestic guinea pig), 1471 nucleotides. RefSeq names its product CD14 molecule (gene Cd14). Lineage: Eukaryota; Metazoa; Chordata; Mammalia; Rodentia; Caviidae. Gene Ontology annotation, cellular component: external side of plasma membrane; lipopolysaccharide receptor complex; membrane raft. Bases 203 to 1366 code for a protein of 387 amino acids. Gene Ontology annotation, molecular function: lipopolysaccharide binding; protein binding. The transcript is spliced from 2 exons. The record is from RefSeq and is a predicted model, not a curated record. Gene Ontology annotation, biological process: toll-like receptor 4 signaling pathway; positive regulation of cytokine production; cellular response to lipopolysaccharide.
UCACAGACAGGAAGUGAGUGGUGGGAAGGAGGAGAAGUAGAGAAGUGACCAGUGUUCACUGAAGGGAGCGGUAACAUCUAAAGUUACAUAAACUCUCACUGACUGCCCAAAAGAUAAGCUGGUCUGUCUGAAGUGGGAGGGCUCCGCAGGACGGGAAAGAAGCCAAAGUCCUUCCCAGAGCCAUUCUCGGAACUCCCGGAUCAUGGAGCGCGCUCCCUGCUUGUUGCCGAGGCUGCUGCUGCAGCUGCUGCUGCUGCUGCGCAUCUCGGCGGGCACCUCGCAGUCCGCACCGCCCGAGCCCUGCGAGCUGGACGAGGAGGAUAUCCACUGCGCCUGCAACUUCGUGGAUCCACAGCCCGACUGGUCCAGCGCCUUCCAGUGUACUGCGGCCGUCGACGUGAAGAUCCGAGCCGGCGGCCGCAGCCUGGAGCCGUUUCUGUCGCGCGUCGACCCCGAGGCCGACCCGCGGCAGUACGUGGACAUGAUCAGGGCUCUGCGCGUGCGGCGGCUCACGCUGGGAGCCGCGCGGGUUCCUGCUCCGCUCCUGUUCGGCGUGCUGCGGGCACUGGCGUACUCGCGUCUCAAGGAGCUGACGCUGGAGGACAUAGAAGUCACCGGCGCACCGCCGCCCCCGCCUCUGGGAGCCUCCGGGCUUGGGAUCUCCACCCUGCGCCUCCGCAACGUGUCUUGGGAGGCCGGCGGUGCCUGGCUCGCCCAGCUGCAGCAGUGGCUCAAGCCGAGCCUGCUGAAGGUACUGAGCAUUGCCCAAGCACCUUCGUUGGCCUUUGUCUGCGAACAGGUCCUUAGUUUCCCAGCCCUUACCUCCCUAGACCUGUCGGACAAUCCUGGGCUGGGUGAACGCGGACUGGUCGGGGCGCUUUGUCCCCACAAGUUCCCGGCCCUCCAGGAUCUGGCGCUCCGCAACGCGGGGAUAGAGACGCCCAGCGGCGUGUGCGCUAGGUUGGCGACGGCUGGGGUGCAGCCCCGCACCCUGGACCUCAGCCACAACUCGCUGCGCGCUACCAUAAACGCUGGCGACCCCAAGUGCGUCUGGCCCAGCGCGCUAAACUCCCUCAAUCUGUCAUUUGCUGGGCUGGAGCAGGUGCCCCAGGGACUACCAGCCAAGCUCAAUGUGCUGGAUCUCAGCUGCAACAGGCUGACUCGGGCACCGCGGCUAGAUGAACUGCCCACGGUGGGUAACCUGUCCUUGAAAGGAAACCCCUUCCUCCUCGCUGAUGCCGCCUUCUCCCAAGGGAACGCUAUGAACUCUGAGUCUAACGUGGCCCCAGCCUGUGCACGUUCACACCUGGCAGUGGGGAUGUCAGGAACACUGGCUGUGCUCCAAGGGGUCCGAAGCUUUGCCUAACCCAAGGGAAAAUGAAUGGCCUGAUUUGGGAGCACCAUCACAAUAACCAGCACUUCUUGAUCAACCAACUGUCUGCCUCACCUUUAUUAAAAUUUUAAACCACAA